Molecule: messenger RNA, 1629 nt
Organism: Eremothecium gossypii ATCC 10895
Lineage: Eukaryota; Fungi; Ascomycota; Saccharomycetes; Saccharomycetales; Saccharomycetaceae
Gene: YEF1
Product: NADH/NAD(+) kinase
Exons: 1
Coding region: 1-1629 (542 amino acids)
Biological process (GO): NADP+ biosynthetic process; NAD+ metabolic process
Molecular function (GO): NAD+ kinase activity
Source: RefSeq, marked provisional
AUGGUAAAGCGCAAGCAGAGGGCACCCGUCACCCGCGCAAGCACAACCGAAAAAAGACCGUUGAAUCACCCAGACUGGGUAUUGGUGGCUAGUGAGGAUACAAUGGGGCACAUAUCAGAUGAUGACAGUAAAGCUUCAUCGGUAAAUCUCGCGCUCAUUGACGAUAGCGAACAAGAUAUAGUCAGUGUAACUGACGAGCCGAAGCUGGUUGAAAUGGCGGCGGAGGUGGGGGCCGCUGCGGCAGACACCAUAGCCGCUGCCAAGGAUUCACAGCGCUCAGAGGACUCGCUAAAGCCACUGCCACACCAGGACUGUAUGCGUAAGGUGAAAUCCUAUGCGCAACUGUCGUCAACGGCACAUGGAGUGCGCAUGCUAUGCAAGAACAUAUCUAACACCCGCGUGAGUAUCCAGGUGGAGAGUUUGAUGAUAGUUACGAAAAAGCACGACCGGUCGUUGAUAUACCUAACCCGGGAGAUGGUGGAAUGGCUGCUGGUGAACUUUCCCUCGACAGAUGUCUACGUCAACGAGAGCCUGAAGGGCAGCAAACGGUUCAACGAGAAAGAGUUAAUCAAGGACAGUAAAUGUGCAAAAAGCAGCAUCAAAUACUGGACGCCAGAGCUGGUGAGCGAGCGCGGGGACCUAUUCGACAUGAUUAUCACAUUGGGUGGUGACGGCACAGUAUUGUACGUUUCUUCUAUAUUUCAGCAGGAUGUGCCGCCAGUUAUGUCCUUCGCGCUAGGUUCGCUGGGGUUUCUGACCGUCUUCAAGUAUGAGAACUUCCGCGAGGAUCUGAGCAAGGCACUGCAGUCUAAAAUCCGGACUAACAUGAGGAUGCGUCUGUGUUGCAAGGUAUACCGUCGGCUGCCUUGCUCUAGCAGUAAGGGAAACAAGAAGAAGUACGAAUACGUAGAGACGCACCACAUUCUAAAUGAACUGACGAUAGACCGAGGUCCAAGCCCGUUCCUGUCCAUGCUGGAACUCUAUGGCGAUCAUUCGCUCCUGACAGUGGCCCAAGCAGAUGGGCUAAUCAUUGCUACACCUACAGGUUCGACUGCAUACUCGUUGAGUGCAGGUGGUUCCCUGGUAUAUCCUAGCGUAAACGCUAUCUGUGUCACACCAGUUUGCCCACAUACGCUCAGUUUCAGACCCAUUAUUCUACCUGACAGUAUGCGACUGCGCAUCAAGGUACCCAAGCGCUCGCGAGGUACCGCCUGGGCAGCUUUCGAUGGUAAAAGCAGGGUGGAGCUGCAAAAAGGCGACUAUAUAUCCGUUACGGCAAGUCCUUACUCAUUCCCUACCCUCGAGCAUUCCCCCACUGACUUCAUCGACAGCAUUCGCCGCACACUGAACUGGAACUCGCGCGAACCGCAGAAGUCAUAUGCACAUAUGCUCUCACAGAAAAACCAGCUGCGUUAUGAGAGCGACGCUUGCCACAAAACCCCGACGUCCAGCGACUCAGCCGAUGACAAAUCUGCAUCCGAUCCAGAAGAACCGGCCCCCACGGAGCAGCAGCCUGCAGAUAGCGGCAGUGACAGCAGCAGCAACACAGGCCGUGACAGCUUGGUGCUCCGCCGCGCACCAAACCGCAGACGGAAGGGCCGCAGGCCGGCUUGCCGCAGACCUGACUAG